UUAAUGCGCGCUUUUGUCUAUCUACCGACUUUUGUUAUUUUGUAUUCUACAUGAUAAAUUCUACAUGACAAAAGAGUGAAUUAAAUAUCGGGUCCCAUCACGCAGUCUGAAACUGUUAGUCUGGUCUGGGUUACACGAAGCCCACCGAAUUUGAAACCGAAAACAUUAGCUUAGCUCUGUUAGCUUAGUGGGCCAAUCAUUAACAUGCUGUCUGUCAAAUAUAUCAGUUUAACACAAUAAUCCACAAAACAUGGGGACGUUAGCUGCUUGUUUACCCGUUUUAACCCUUUUGUAUGCUUCAUGGCAAAGCGCAGAGGGAAACAAAGGAUAUUUAUACGCAGAUUGCACCUAUGUGAAAGGAGACAGUGCCCACGAGUAUUCUGGGAGUCGAUGCUUCUGUUACAGCCCUGGAACAGGAAUCAAAUGGAAGGACAUCUGGUCCACCUUCAAGGUAAAUGUGACAAGUGAUGAGGAUGUCUUUGUCAUGUUUCCGAUGGAAACCAGAAAUUGCCAUCAUCCGGAUGAUCUUCUCACAGUUACUAACUGCUUUGUUGAACACUACUGGCCGUCCACUAUCCAAAGGGAGAAGUCUUUGGACAUUCCUCUGGUUGAUGAAGAUGUCUGCUUCAUGACCAAUUCGCCUAGAAGCAAUACUGAGUAUACACUACACGUCUCCAACAAAAGGUUAAAUAGAAUGUGCUUCCUGCUUUUUGUGUGUGGGCUGGUGUUGUUUUUCAGAGCGGGAAACAUAUGCAGGAGCUCACUGUUUUUCUACACCACCGGAGUUACAUUGGGAGUCAUCAGCGCACUCGUUUUCCUGAUGCUUGUCCUCAGAAACUUUGUACCAACGCGAGGGCUGUUCUUGGUGUUGUUGGGCGCUGCCUCUGGUCUGUCCUACAUGGGGAUCCAGAGGGUGAUAAAUGAAUGGGAUGACAUCGUGACUGAGCACUGGAUGGAAUUACUGGUUUAUGUGCUCAUAUCAGGGUUAUUUAGCUUUGCUGUAUGCUAUAAACACGGCCCCAUCGCCAACAAACACACCCUCAACUUUAUGACCUGGUGUAUGCAAGUAGUGAGCAUGGUUUUGCUGUACUAUGGGAUCACAUUCCCCCCUGCCUACUACGUACUGAUCAUGUUACUGUUGUGCCGGAAGAUUCUUCCUUUGGCCUGUAACCUUCUGAUGUGGAUUUUCAGUCUCUUUUUCUCAUUCCUGGGCUUAUUCUGGAGGAAGAAACGGCCCAAGGUCAGGCUACUGACUGAGGAGGAGUACAGAAAGCAGGGAGAGAUCCACACCAGAGCCUCUCUGGAAGAAUUACGGGAGCACUGUAACAAGUCUGGCUUUCCUGCAUGGGACACUGUGUUGAGGCUCAGAUCACCGCAAAAAUUUGCAGAAUUUCUGCGCAAUGGCAGUCACGUCACUAAAGAGGAGCUUCAGAAUCAUGAGAAUCAGUACAAAAACAUGCUCUUCGACAGCAGCUCCAGCGACACCCAGUUGCACAGAGGAGAAGCAGAGGACAAUAGCGAAGAUGAGCUGGAUCUAACCAGUCCUCCAUCCCCAAAUAAUGUCCCCAGUCCUGCUGUAUAUACUCCAAUUGUCUGCCCGUAUCCCCCUGUUAGCUACACCCCUCAGCCAGAGCCCAUGGAUCCAGAAGACCAGGAUUUCUUUUAAAAUCAUCCUUCUAUCUGUAGGAUGAGUGAUUUUAUGUUCAUUUUAAAGAGACUUUUUGAAACGCUAAACACUUUUUACAAAACAUCAUGACUCUAAGGAUUUCUCGUUUGUGUUUAAAUGAUCUCUUUCAGACAGAGUGGGCUGUUAUUACAUGUUUUUUACCAGGAGUUUGUAUUCUUGUACCCAAGUGAUGUAGAGCUUGGUGUAACACCGUUUUUUUUUUUUUUUUGUAACUGUAUGUUAAUAGUGACUGUGCUGCUCUCAGGUAUAUGAGAUCAUCAGGACAUCAUUGCAGUCACUAAUACAUUUGUCUCAACUGCUCAAGACAAUGACUCAACACAUACAAUACCACAGCAUUUAUGUAAUUUAAGGAAACAGUGCACUCUAGUGUUGGUUAAAGGAACAGUUCACAUAUAAGUGCAAAUUGUGUUUACUCAAGCUCAUCUUAAUCCAUAUCUCUCUAUCUUCCUUGGAACACAUAGAAGAAGUUUAGCAGAAUCUCCAAAUGACUCUUUAUCAUAUAGUUAAAAUAAACGAGGACAUACAGUUUCCAAAAGUUUCUAUUCCAUGUCUUCUGACGUCAUAUGAUAGCUAUGUUCUUAUAAUGACGUAUUAUUAAUGAAUAACAACUUAAAUUUAAAUCUAAGUGGCUGUUCAAAUAAAAUUAUGCAUAAACGCAGAAGCAUUGAAAUAUAACUUUUCAACUGAGAUUUCCUAUCAUUUUAUGAGCUCCAAAAAUUUCAAAAAAGGACUAUAAACUUAGUCCGUAUAUGUUGCACUAUAUUCCAAGUCUUCUAAAGCCAUAAGGGGCAGUGAAAAAAAAAAAAGGUUAAAGGUGAGAAAAGCUAACUUAAUGGUCAAACACUAUGGCUUGCACAUAUUUACAUAAAAAUAAAAAAAUAGUGGAAUGCAAGAAUGAGCUUUUUGUUAUCUCCCAAGAACCCGUUUUUGCAGGCAAAAUGUUUGUAUUCCCCCAAGAAACGGUCUUUUCGGGAGUAUGCAAAGGUUUUGAGAGGCAGCAUAUUAGUUUUGUUAACUACUGCAAAUUAUCUCAGGGGAGCACAAAACUUGCGAGAGGAUGCACUGAAUGUUUUUUUUUUCUUUUCCUUCCACAUAUUUUUUUAAAGGGACACUCCACUCCAAAA
Messenger RNA from Cyprinus carpio (common carp), 2811 nucleotides. Its product is annotated as nuclear envelope integral membrane protein 2-like. Gene Ontology annotation, cellular component: nuclear envelope. Lineage: Eukaryota; Metazoa; Chordata; Actinopteri; Cypriniformes; Cyprinidae. The record is from RefSeq and is a predicted model, not a curated record.